Striga asiatica is the source of this 384-nucleotide messenger RNA. Lineage: Eukaryota; Viridiplantae; Streptophyta; Magnoliopsida; Lamiales; Orobanchaceae. The record is from the annotation of a GenBank genome assembly.
AUGGCUGGAGAACAUCGGCGAAGAGCUCGGCGGCCGAGAGAGAAUGAGAGGGCUCGGUUGCUGGGGUCUCAUCGGGGAGAUCUGAACGCUGACGGAAGAGGGAUCGCGGCGCUGCUGUUCACGCCGCGGCGGAGCAGGGCUUCGCGGCGCGGAGAGAAAAUCAGGUUUAGGUCGCAGCGCGGCGGGGACCCUGUUCGCGGCGUGGCGGAGGACGCCGUAUCGGAGCAAAUCAACUACUGGACUGCCUCCGCCUCCGCCUUCACGUCCGGCAAGGCCUCCACUGCCUCCCUUAGGGCUGGUGGCGUCCUGUACCUGUUUGGGCCAUUCUCCGACAGGUGUGUCGCCGAAUGGAAGGUCGCUGAAAUGAAUCCAUACGGCUUAUGA